This is a messenger RNA of Clavispora lusitaniae ATCC 42720, 1446 nucleotides long. Its product is annotated as S-adenosylmethionine-dependent methyltransferase. NCBI's taxonomy places the organism in Eukaryota, Fungi, Ascomycota, Pichiomycetes, Serinales, Metschnikowiaceae. The record is from RefSeq and is a predicted model, not a curated record. Gene Ontology annotation, molecular function: protein binding; histone H4K20 methyltransferase activity. Gene Ontology annotation, biological process: negative regulation of gene expression, epigenetic.
AUGUCCCAGAACGUAGAUCAGUUAGAGAAACGCAUUGAAGUCGUGGAAAUCAAUGAUAAAUGUCCCGAACCGCCACAGCCAAUCACACCCCAUGAAAGGCAAGUCGUUGAUGCUGUAAUUGCCAUAUGGAAGGAAGAUCCAUCGACUGAAUCCCUUGGCGUGCCAAAACUUCACAGUAUCGUCAAGGAAAAACAUCCUAAUUGGUCUCUCUCGGAGAAAAGAGUACGGGCGCUUCUAAAAAAAUUCGGGCUCAUGCCUACUGCUAACGUUGAACAAUAUACGUACGCGAAAGACAUUACUUCAUUAAAAACGCCUCAUGUUGUGGUUCCUGACAAGUUAACACUCCAGAUGACAUCCAAGCGUGGAAAAGGUUUAUUUGCUAAGACGGAAAUCAAGGAAGGCGAAUUAAUUUGGGAAGAGGCUCCACUUUUCUUGAUUCCUCUGUUGGCUCACGCUGAAUUGAUCACAAAUGGUAAAGCGUGCUCUUUUUGUGGCAAAAUCUCCAAUGAUGCUUCAAGAUCAAAAGCUGGAUUGUCCGUUUUGAGGGGCAUAGAUUGCAGUUCUUGUCCUGAAACUUGGUGCUCCUCUUAUUGCAAACGCGUUAAUCAAACGCAGCAUUCCGCAUUAAAGCAUGUUGGACGGUCUAGCAUUAAACAAUUCGAUGCUGAGGCUUGUCAUUCCUUGGUUGAAUUUGCUAUAAAGGAACAAUGGAAUGCAUUGUAUGCAAUUACAUUAAUAUUUGCAGACAUAUUGCUUGAUAAGAGUAACGUCAAGGGCGAUCAAUUCAAAGCGAUGGCUAGAGUCGAUCAGAGGAUCAGAUACAAAGCAUUGAACUCUUCAGCUGGUGCUUUUGAUUCAAUGCAAGGGGGUGCAUUAUUCGUCGAAGAACAGCAAGAACAAUUGUGGAAAAAGGGGUACGAGUUAUUCUGCGAUGUGUUUCCGCGUAGUCGUCAGGAGAAAAACCUUCUGUAUGAUGAGUUCAUGUUCAUGAUGGGCACUUAUAAUAUCAAUAAUGUGGAUUCAUGUAUCUUUCUAUUACAGUCGCAUUUGAACCACAAUUGUGAUCCGAAUACUAAGGUUGUCUUAUCCGCGAAGAAAUACGAAAAGUUGAAGGUAUUUGCUGCAAGAGAUAUCAGGACUGGUGAGGAGUUGACAACAACAUAUGUCAAUCCUUCUCAUACGGUUCAGCAGAGACAAAGAGAGCUUCGUGUUAAUUGGGGUUUUAUCUGCAAAUGUCAAAAAUGCAAAUCUGAUUUCGAGUUGCAAAAAAGACGGAAAUCCAGUAGUUCCAAGUCGUUGAAGGAUAAAGCAGAUGUCAAAGCAAUGUUAGACAGCGCAUCCAAAGAAUUGGAAGGAAAAGAGCUCGAAUUGCAGGUUCCUCUUGAUUAUAAUGGGGAAAGACGAAAGUCAGUUAGAUUUGACGAGAAGGUAAUUAAAUUGGCUUAA